Messenger RNA from Phlebotomus papatasi, 615 nucleotides. It is a transcript of the gene mRpS23, whose product is annotated as 28S ribosomal protein S23, mitochondrial. The record is from RefSeq and is a predicted model, not a curated record. Bases 77 to 562 code for a protein of 161 amino acids. NCBI's taxonomy places the organism in Eukaryota, Metazoa, Arthropoda, Insecta, Diptera, Psychodidae. Gene Ontology annotation, biological process: translation. Gene Ontology annotation, molecular function: structural constituent of ribosome. The transcript is spliced from 3 exons. Gene Ontology annotation, cellular component: ribosome; mitochondrion.
CAGCACAAGUGGAGGCGCCUGGUAUUUUAAUGUCAGGCUUUUUGGGAUUGUUUUUGGUGAUAAAAUCUCGUGAAAAAUGGCUCAUAGCCGGUUGGAAAAAAUAGGAACGAUAUUCACAAGGACAUCUGGGCUCCUGAAGAGUGGCGCAAUGAAGCCGGAAGAUAAGCCCCUUUGGUAUGAGAUUUACAACGCAUUUCCCCCCAAAGCUGAGCCUAGGUACGACAGACCAGCCCCAAACACGACAGUCAGAGAUAUCUUCUAUCCCGAGGAUGUUGUCAGAGCGAAGUUCCACAAACUCUCCAAGACCCAAGGAACAAUAAAUUUGUCUGAUGGGAAGAAUAAGACUCACUGCCAGAUUUUCAUAGAUAUCUACAAUAAAUUGAAAGAGGAUGGGGCGCUGUCGGAAGAGAAGAUUCUCGAAGCUGCUCAAUUGAAAUUGGAGCAAACCAUUCAGGAGGAGAGGCUCAACAGAGGAAGCUCAGGACUUCUCUCGAGCUUCACAGAAGCCAAGACCAAGCAGGAAACGGGAAAUGUUAACAUUACUGAGCUAUUCAAGUCAUAAAUGUAAGAAAUCAAACAGUUCUUGGUGGUAAAUAUAGGUUAAUUCUUUAGAAA